UUUACAUUCAACAGUCAACAUCCACAUACAACUUUUGUACACAGAUUUUCACCCGUUGCCUUUCCUUAUAUUCCUCUCCCUCCAAACAAAAACCUAUCCUCCCAGUUCUCAAUAGAUCAAAAUGCCUCCCUCUAAACGCAAUCGCAUCGUCCACACCUCCAAAACCCACAAGAACCGUAAAGAACUCGUCAGGAGACUGGCUGCAAAUGUGCAAGAGGCCGCUGAGCAGUACAACUACAUUUGGGUAUUCGGUGUCGAGAACAUGAGAAAUAACUUUCUCAAGCAAGUUAGAUCAGACCUCAGCGAUUCGAGGAUAAUGAUGGGCAAGACAAAAGUCAUGAUGGUAGGACUGGGCCAGACCGCCGAAACCGAGUGUGUACCUGGUGUCAGUGCUUUGGGACGUUAUGUCAAGGGCGAGAUGGGGCUGCUCUUUACAAAUCAAGAACCGUCAGAAAUCGAACAAUAUUUCCAAGGGACGCUCAACUUGGACUAUGCUAGAAGUGGAACAGCCGCAACGCAGGAGGUCAGAAUACCUCCAGGAGAGCUUCAUACCAUGUACGGUGUACCAGGCGGGGAGGAAGAUCCACUGCCCAUUCAAAUCGAGCCUACCCUUCGCAAACUUGGAAUACCCACACGCAUACUGAAAGGAAAGGUGGUGCUGGAGGAGAGACCUGAUGGGGCUAUGGUGGACGACGAUGAAGGCUAUUUGGUGUGUAGGGAGGGAGACACACUGGACUCCAGACAAACAAACAUACUCAAAAUUCUAGGUGUCCGCAUGUCAGAGUUCAAGAUUGACCUGAAAGCUGUCUUUGACAAGAAUGAGGGUGCAGUACGGGAAAUCAAUGGCAUGGACAUUGACGGAACUGCUGUUUGAGAACUUCCUUAUCAUGUUCAACUUCACGAAUGACGAAUCAUGCGAGCUGUGUACUCAUCCGGCUUCACAUACUACCAUCAGUGACAAAGCCGACCUAGACCUCUCUCUGGAAGGGCGCUGCUCAGACGUUUGUUCAAGGCUUGUGGAGCAUCAAUCUCGGAGGUGAUCCUGCCUGAAUCUUCGGACUUCGAAAUUUCCAAAACCUUCCGUGCGUGCAUUAUGCCGGUGCCGCAUUCUUGCUGUUUGCGGCAAGGGUGGCUCAAGAAGAGCAUUUUAGAAGCAAGUCUGUGGGUUCUUUAUGAUGCGGCCCAAAGACGUCUACGCUAUAUCGAGGUGUCAAUUUACAUUCACCAAUCUCAGGGUGUUUGUCCCAUAUCAAUAUGAGUCGAGG
Exophiala oligosperma is the source of this 1265-nucleotide messenger RNA. RefSeq lists its product as uncharacterized. Lineage: Eukaryota; Fungi; Ascomycota; Eurotiomycetes; Chaetothyriales; Herpotrichiellaceae. Gene Ontology annotation, biological process: ribosomal large subunit assembly; rRNA processing; ribosomal large subunit biogenesis. Gene Ontology annotation, molecular function: RNA binding. Gene Ontology annotation, cellular component: nucleolus; preribosome, large subunit precursor. The coding region runs from base 122 to 874 and encodes 250 amino acids. The record is from RefSeq and is a predicted model, not a curated record. The transcript has a single exon.